Molecule: messenger RNA, 2583 nt
Organism: Anopheles coustani
Lineage: Eukaryota; Metazoa; Arthropoda; Insecta; Diptera; Culicidae
Product: endoplasmic reticulum metallopeptidase 1-like
Exons: 5
Coding region: 1-2583 (860 amino acids)
Biological process (GO): proteolysis
Molecular function (GO): metalloexopeptidase activity
Source: RefSeq, a predicted model, not a curated record
AUGGGGAAGCUUCUGACAUACGUGUUGCACAUUGAGCUGCUGUGGUGCCUGUUGGGUCCCUGCGUCGGUAUUGGCAUCUACUUGUUGACAUAUUUGAACUGGAACACACUGCCGAGUGGAGUUAAUCUGCGGAACGAUGUGGAUGGAAGGUUCGUUGCUGAACGUGCACUCAAUGACCUGGCGACACUGGUAAGCCGUGGACCUCGAGUUGCCGGAAGUGAAACAAACGAACGAUUCGCAGUCGACUUUCUGCUCAACACCGUUGCGCAAAUUCAACGCGAUGCUAGCUCAGAGUUUGAGAUAUCUUACGGUGUGCAGCAGGCGCAGGGUAGCUAUUGGUUGGACUACGAGGACUAUCCCAUCACGAGCGUGUACCGUGGAGUGCAGAACGUCGUCGUGACCAUCGUCCGGAAGAGUGGUUUUAGUGGGAAGUAUUUGCUGCUGAAUGCCCACUACGAUAGCGCCGUCAGUAGUCCGGGUGCGGGGGACGAUGGUACGAUGGUGGUUGUCAUGCUGGAGAUUUUACGGCAACUCUCUCGAUCCGACGGUGCCAAUCUGCUAUGGCAGCACGGUCUGAUCUUUCUCUUCAACGGCUGCGAAGAGAACACCAUGCAGGGAGCACACGGUUUCGUCCGCGGCCAUCCACUAGCGAGCAACGUUGUGGCCUUUCUCAACCUCGAUGUAGCCGCCAACGGAGGCCGCGAGAUCAUGUUCCAGUCCGGGCCAAACUAUCCCUUCCUGAUGUCGUACUACCGCGACCAUGUUAGUCGCCCGUACGCCAACACACUCGGCGAAGAAGUUUUCCAGAUGGGGCUGGUACCGUCGUUCACGGACUAUGAAACGCUAUCCAAGGUAGGCGGUUGGCCUGGGCUUGAUUUCGCUCUGUCGUCCUACGGAUACCUCUACCAUACCGCACUGGACGCGCUGGAAACGAUCUCACCCGACACGCUGCAGCACAUCGGAGACAACAUCCUCGGACUGGUGCAGGGGCUGGUGAAUGCUGACGAGCUGAGUGACAUCGAGACACACCGGGAAGGUACGGCUGUGUUCUUCGACUUUAUGCAUCUGUUCCUGGUGUACUACACGGAGACGGUUGGGCUGAUCAUCAACUGCCUACUGGGGACAUUGUCGUUGGGCCUGAUUAUCGGCACGCUUGUGAUGAUGAUCCGCAAGGAUGGUGCGGCCUGUACGAACAUCCUGUUCGAGGCUGGCAUGAGCCUGAUCGUGCAAACACUCUCCAUCGUGCUGGGAGCGGGCUUAUCCGUGCUUGUGGCCGUCAUCUUCGACGCCUGCAGCCGCUCGAUGAGCUGGUUCUCGUCCACGUGGCUUCUCUUCGGCCUGUACUUUGUGCCAUUUAUCGCCGGCAUGACGUUGGGACCUUUCUUAUACGUUCACUUUAGAAAGAUUCCAUUUCUGCAUGAUCAAGGCCGCGCAAUACUGUUCCUGCACGCCCAGCACUUCAUCUACGCCAUUCUGCUGAUAACACUCUCGAUCGGUGGCAUACGAUCCGCGUUCAUUCUCCUAUUUCCGGUGAUCUUCUACAGCGCAUCCACGAUCGUGAAUAUGAUCAUUCAGUUUCGCCUCCGCAUCUGGAUCUAUGUGCAUCUGGUUGGGCAGCUCAUCCCGUUCGUGUAUUUUUGCUCCCUCACGGUCACCCUGUUCGCCGUGUUUAUCUCGAUGACCGGCCGGAGCGACAACCGUUCCAAUCCGGACUUGCAGAUGGCACUGUUUGCCUCGCUGAUGGCGCUGCUUCUGGUUGGAAUGCUCACACCGUUCAUCGUACUCUUCCGCCGGAAGGUGUACGUCUUUGGUACGCUGCUGCUUAUGUUCCUGGUAACCGGCAUCGUUGCCGCCACACCGCACGGUUUCCCUUUUCGGGAGCGUUCCUCGCCACAACGAUACUACAUUUUCCAUCAACAGCGAAACUUUUAUUGGUCCAAUGGAACACUAAGGGACACGAACUCAAUCUUCUACCUGCAUCCUCAAGACCGUCACACCCCCGACCAGCUGCAGGCCGAAGUAUCCGCCUGGCAGGCCGCACGUCCGCUCGGUGAAGAGUGUGAACGUGAACUCUACUGCGGUAUACCUUUCUACAUCAACCGCUAUCACCGUCAAUCGGAAAGAAGCUACUGGCUGCCGGCCUCAACCGCACCAAACUUUCCCGAACCCGUCCAGCUUCAACUCGCCAGUGAAACAUCGUCUCCAGGUCGCCGUCGGUUAAAUUUCUUGCUGCGCGGACCAAGUCACAUGAGUCUGUACGUGUCACCGUUGUUCGGAAGAAAGCUUGUGAGCUGGAGCUUUAGUGAGACGAUUCCACCGAGUGGAAAACGCUGGAACGACCAGGACGUGUACUUCGUGAACCUCUUUUCCGGUGGGAUGGAAAACACCCGACAAUGGGAGUUCUACAUUGAGGUGGAUCGAUUGCUUGAGGGGCCGGUAGACUUUUACCUAACCGUUGUGGCACAGUACAUGCAUCACGGGGCGGUGCAUCACACGCAAGAGUUUCAGGAGUUGCUCAAUCAAAUGCCACCGUACGCCCACACCGUAGCAUACCCUGGGUAUCUGGAGAGCAGGGUGUACUAA